Candidula unifasciata is the source of this 473-nucleotide messenger RNA. The record is from the annotation of a GenBank genome assembly. Lineage: Eukaryota; Metazoa; Mollusca; Gastropoda; Stylommatophora; Geomitridae.
AUGAUGAUGACAGCAGUAGUUCAAGUUUAGAAGAUGACUCCGACAUAGAGAAGGAUGGCAGGCUUGCAUCAGCGUUAUUUUUACAGCAGAAAGAAAAAAGGGAGAAAAAAGACAAAAAGGAUGAACCAGUUUCUGAGUCAAGUCAAAAGCCUGAAAAUCGUACUCCAACUCCAGACAGAGUCAAAGACAAAGCACAAAAGAGGAAAGCAGAGAAAACCCCAGAAGGCAAGAGUGAUGUUACCAAGAAACACAAGGGUGAAAACAGUGAAGGUAUUACAGAAGAUGCCAUCAGGAGGUAUCUGAUGCGCAAGCCGAUGACCACCAAGGAUUUGCUUCAGAAGUUCAAGUCCAAGAAAUUGAACAUGAGCAACGAGAAGAUCACUCACGUCAUAGCUCAGCUGCUGAAGAAGAUCAACCCGGAGAAAAUGAUGAUACACAAGAAAUUGUAUUUGUCUUUAAAGAAACCGGAAUGA